UAACACUACAAAGUGUGCCAAGGGACGUCGAGCUGGAAAUGAGCUUGGCGAUUACGCAGAGUGUGGUGGAGGUUAGUCAUGAAGAGUACGUAUCGAUUAUGGAGGAGGUACCAGUGAGAGAUGUUUGGAGAACGCCUUCAGAUUCAGCAUUCUGCCGCAGAGGACAAGCGAUAGCAGCUAGGGCGAAGAAAGCAGGCUCACACUGGAAAUCUCCAUACUCAAUCGAUCGGAAUUCAAUAUCCGUGUCGCCAAAAGAUGCAUCAUUCUCCGCUACCAUCAACUCUUCGAUCUAUCCCGACAUCGAGUUCAAGCUUGAUAUGCAGGUCUUCCAGGAUGGAGUUGUUCGUGUGCGUAUGGACGAGAUUGAUGGACUGAGGAAACGAUAUGACGAAGCGGCAUCUUGGGCUCUUGCCACGGAACCAAAAGUGAACAAUGAGGUUCAGUGGUGCGUUGGUAAGAAGGAGGCGGUCAUUGUGACCGGAGAACACACUGUUGUUGUGGAGCUUUCGCCACUUAAGAUCUUGCUGUUAAGAAAGGGAAAGGAAGAGAUUGUACUCAAUGGUGGAGGUCUGCUGCACAUGGAGCAUUUUAGAAGCAAGGAGGAGCUGCUAGACGACUCGCCACGGGAAGAUAGCAAAGAAGCGGAGGAAGCUGGAAAAUCCGAAAAUCCGGCAGCUUGGUUUGAAGGUGAAGAAGAUGGUUGGUGGGAGGAGAAAUUCGAAUCUUGGGUCGAUAAAAAGCCAAAAGGACCGGAGUCCUUGUCUCUUGACAUUGACUUCCCCAACCAUGGCCAUCUCUAUGGUAUUCCGCAACACGCUACGCAUCUCGACCUUCCAACAACCACAGGUAACUCGCCAACAUACGAGUCGCCAUACAGAUUGAUGAACGCCGAUUCCGGACGGUAUGAGACCUCGUCGUCAACUAUGUCACUGUAUGGUUCCGUCCCGUUGCUCUAUGCACAUUCAUCUUCCGGUUCGACCGUUGGUGUCUUCCACGUUGUCGGAUCUGAGACGUGGAUCGACGUCGCGCAUCCACGUAAGGAUGCAUCUCAUACACACUGGAUCUCUGAGAGCGGAAUACUUGAUACGCUCCUCCUCCCUGGACCGACUCCCGAAGCCGUUGCAGCGCAAUAUGCUCGCCUCACGGGUACUCCAGUCUUGCCUGCACAAUGGGCACUAGGGUAUCAUCAAUGCCGUUGGAGUUACAUGUCCUCGAAAGAUGUUCUCGAAGUACAACAAAGAUUUGACAAGGAUGAAUUUCCGGUCGAUGCGAUCUGGCUUGACAUCGAUUAUGCUACUGAACAUAGGUAUUUCAUUUGGGAGAAGAAGAGAUUCCCGGAUCCUGUUGAGAUGAUCAAGGAAAUCGAAGCUGCUGGGAGAAAGAUGGUUGUCAUCGUAGACCCUCACCUAAAACGAGAGAAGGAUUAUCCUAUAUACAAGGAAGCCUAUGAUCUCGGCAUUCUUGUCAAAGAGUCGGACCGCAAGACUGACUAUGAAGGACAAUGCUGGCCCGGAUUGAGCUCGUGGGUUGAUUUCUUCCAUCCGGGAAGUAGAGAUUGGUGGAAGAAGCAUUUCAAGACAUCUCUGUCCAAGGAUGGUGCAUUCACUUGGAUUGAAAGCACAGAAAACGUUGGAAUUUGGAAUGACAUGAACGAGCCUGCAGUUUUCGAUGCGCCUGAAAAGACGUUGCCAAAGGAUUGCGUACAUUACGGCGGUUGGGAGCAUCGAGACAUACAUAAUAUUUACGGUAUGCUCCUUGCUGGUUUGACAUGGCAGGGCCUCCAUGAACGUUUGAAUCCACCAAAACGACCUUUCGUUCUGUCCCGCUCAUUCUUUGCGGGGUCUCAAAAGUUCGGUGCAACAUGGACAGGCGACAAUAGUGCUUCGUGGGAGCACAUGGAGGUUGGUCUCAAAAUGGUGCUUGCGAAUGGUUUGGGAGGGAUGUCGUUUGCUGGAGCUGACGUUGGCGGCUUCUUUGAUGAUCCCGAACCCGAAAUGCUCGUUCGUUGGUACCAACUAGGUGCAUUCUUCCCUUUCUUCAGGGCACACGCGCACAAGGAGACAAAACGGAGAGAACCGUACUUGCUUAAUGAGCCGUAUAAGAGCAUUGUUCGUGAUGCAUUGCAUUUGAGGUAUAAAUUGCUCCCGGUGUGGUAUACGGCUUUCCGAGAGACGAGCGUGACAGGUUCUCCAGUGCUACGUCCGCAGUUCUUCGCUUGCCCCUGCGAUGAGAAGGGUGCUUCUUUGGAUGAUCAGUUCUACGUUGGAUCCUCGGGUCUGCUUGUGAAACCUGUCACGUCGAAAGGCGCAGAAGAGACCACAGUCUAUUUAUCUAACAAGCAGCCGUACUAUGAUUAUUUCACGAACCAUAUCCAUCGGGGUGGUCAAAAGAAUAUCACAGUCAAGGCCGAACUCGACCAAAUUCCGAUCUUCAUCCAGGGUGGAUCCAUCAUCCCGACCAGGGAACGUCCGCGACGUGCCUCUCCAUUAAUGAAGAACGAUCCCUUCACGCUGCGCGUUGCCCUUGAUACGUCAUGCAACGCACGUGGAGAACUGUAUCUUGAUGACGGGGAAAGUUACUCGCACGAACGUGGAGAACUCGUUUGGCGCGAGUUUAGCGCUGAGGCUGGGGCGAAAGGGAACGGUCUAGUCCUACGGAGCACGGAUCUCGCUUUUAGGUUCCCUGAAAAAGCUGUCAGAAGCGUUUCUCUCAACGCAUACAAUCCUGUCAACAACUUCGCGAAGAGCAUAAGAAACGUUGAGAUCGAGGACAUCUUCGUUCUAGGAUUACUUACGAAGCCGGCAAGUGUGAAGACUGGCAGUGGCGAAGGGAGGGAGUUGGAAUGGGAAUUUGUUGAGGGCUUGCUUGCGAAGGGAGGGAAAGAGGGUAAGGAAGCGAGUGUGUUGAGAAUUACAAAGCCUGGUGCGGGUGUUGCCUGUGAUUGGGAAAUUUGCAUUCAAUAAAGGAUGGGUCUCAUGUAAAAGGUGUAAGUAGCAUAAUAGGGCCGCAGAAAGGGUUGACAGACAUGAUGCAGUAAUUAAUUG
This is a messenger RNA of Fomitiporia mediterranea MF3/22, 3044 nucleotides long. RefSeq names its product alpha-glucosidase. Lineage: Eukaryota; Fungi; Basidiomycota; Agaricomycetes; Hymenochaetales; Hymenochaetaceae. Gene Ontology annotation, cellular component: glucosidase II complex. The transcript has 9 exons. Gene Ontology annotation, biological process: carbohydrate metabolic process; N-glycan processing. The coding region runs from base 39 to 2963 and encodes 974 amino acids. The record is from RefSeq and is a predicted model, not a curated record. Gene Ontology annotation, molecular function: carbohydrate binding; alpha-glucosidase activity.